AUGGUGCUGAGCAUCACUUCUUACGUAGAUCUGUUAGUGUCAGAAAUGAGCAUAGUACUACAGAAAACAAAUCCUCUGCUUUUGCUAUUCACUGAGUAUACUCGGUACAACUAUGGUGAACCAUGUAAUUAAUUUUGGCUGCAUGGGCUCCUGCCACCACACUCUUCAUCUCCGUGGUGGCAACGAAGACCACAUGAGACCCAACAGUACUAUGAAUAUGCCUUGCCCCUGCACCCUCCACCUCUGCUAUCGCAGCAGACGGCUCUUCAACUGCAACUACCUCGAUUACAAGCACAAAAUCCUUUCCCACAACCAACUCAGAUGCCUGCAGGGCAAGGCCGCAGAAUGAAGUGCACCAACCGUGUCCAGCAGGGACAGCCAUCACUGCAGCUAGGAGAACUGCCGGGAGGCCAAGAACAGCUGGUUCUAGCUAGCAGACAACAACAGUUACCAGCACUAGAGUAUUCAGAGCAACUGGAUCAGGCCGCUUUGAUAUGUUUCCUGUGGGGUCCUCCUGUUAGACUUGGCAUCACAAGCUCCGAAGAAAUAGGCGGAAGAGGCGCGCCUGCCUAUGGGGCCAUGGCUCCUGGUUUUAUAGGCAUGGGCGCUGGACUGGGGGGGAUGCCACAAAACCCAGACCUGCAGGGAGAUUUUACUGUUGAGGAUGAUUCACCAGCCACAGCACUCAAACCAGCAGUCCAAGGAGGGUUCAGCUUGGUUCCCCAAGGAGUCUCCCACUUCCUGGAGUUAAAUCCAUCAGGUCCUGGAACUGCUGUCAUCCUUCCAGAGGGGACCCCGGUGGGCCAAGAAAGCAACAACAAUUUGCCAAGCUCGGGUGGUGAACCUGCAGCUCAGAGCAGAGGAUCUUCAGGGGCUACUCCAGCGGCUGCCACCCCUGAAGUAACUCAAGCGCUCUCUGAUAGUUUCAUGCCCUUUAGUGGCGAGAGCACGCUGCCUCUGGAUGUCCAGCAAGGAGCUGCUGUGGAUCCUACCAUGCCCCCUGAUGCCCAACAUACGCUCGUGACAGGGAAUGAGGCCAACAGUUCAUACAAGAUGCCUGGCAUUUCCAAGAGCCCUGAGUGUAUUGAAGAAACACACCACUUCUGUAGUGUUCAUGUAUUUGCUAUCCCUGAUGCACUGGCAAAAAGAUCUACAGUCUGCUUCUAUGGAGGUUGCACUGUCACCAAACACGAUCAGUGA
This is a messenger RNA of Chelonia mydas (Green sea turtle), 1200 nucleotides long. It is a transcript of the gene AMBN, whose product is annotated as ameloblastin. The record is from RefSeq and is a predicted model, not a curated record. Gene Ontology annotation, biological process: odontogenesis of dentin-containing tooth. Gene Ontology annotation, molecular function: structural constituent of tooth enamel. Lineage: Eukaryota; Metazoa; Chordata; Testudines; Cheloniidae.